AUGGCACCUUCCCAAAGAAGCACCCGCAGAGGCUCUGCCAGAGCCGCCAACCGCUCGCUGUCACCUCAAGAUAUUGCCCAAGGUGUGUCAGUGCUCACUCAACUGGAUACCCACCGCCAAGCAGCUCGUGCGAGUGCAGCGUCGCUGUGUCUCGUCGAACCGGAGGACGAGGUCGACUCGCCGUGCCCAAUCUAUCACUCAUUUCGCACCAGCGACCCCGAAAAUCCCAGCCGCCUAAUCAACUUCUCUCAUCACGAGUUCGAGCGGCUUUGGAGCCAAGUUCGCAUGCACAUCAGCGAGAAUUGGAACGUUGGCCGCGGUCGGAAAUGUGAACAAACUCCAAAGAACGUAUUUUUCAUGGUUCUAACCGUCUUAAAGCACUGCGGCAAGUGGGACGUUGUCGCCAGUAUCUUUCGCUUCAAGACCGGUGCCUUCCAGAAGAUGAUUUUAUCAUUCGCGGGGGUUAUUGCUCCUUUUCUUUACGACCGGUUUGUCGCUUCCGUUGCUAAUAAGUUUACAAUGGAGCAGCUCGUACUCGGUGGUAACACGUUUGACCACCACCCCUACCCCCGCUACGCUACAGAUGUUACCUUCCAACAGAGUAACAUGCCGUCGGGCAAAAUGAAGGAGCGCGCGUCGUAUUACAGUGCGAAGCAUCACCUUCAUGGUCACAAGGUAGAUGUGUCAGUAUUACCCAAUGGGCUUGCCUUGAACUGUACAAAGCAUUACCUUGGUAUCAAAGCCGAUAUUGAGAUUUUCCGUCACAACCACGCCUUUCACCUUCAGCACCUUCUCAAGAGCUCAAGCGAAAGGAAUAUGACGGAUGAGGGUCCGAUGAAGGAUAAGUAUCCGGAUUCGUGGUGCGUACUUGCGGACAAAGGCUAUCAAGGUUUAGCUGAUGACUUUCGCGUGAUUACCCCAAUCAAGAAAAGACCACUACAGCAACUGACACUGGAUGAAGGCAGGACAAAUGAUCGCAUUGCCCACGACCGAGUCAUUGUCGAAAACUACUUCGAGCGACUGACAACGUUGUGGGCAAUGUGCUCCGACAAGUAUCGAUGA
This is a messenger RNA of Phytophthora nicotianae INRA-310, 1062 nucleotides long. RefSeq lists its product as hypothetical. The transcript has a single exon. Lineage: Eukaryota; Oomycota; Peronosporomycetes; Peronosporales; Peronosporaceae. Bases 1 to 1062 code for a protein of 353 amino acids. The record is from RefSeq and is a predicted model, not a curated record.